CCCCCUGCGGGGUAUAAAUCAUUUGCCGCAUCUUCACAACUUCCGAAAAGUAAAUAAAUUGCCAAACAAACCCCGUGAACUGGGAUAAAUAUAAAUUCACCGAGAUGGGGAAGAAGAGGAGUUUGCAGUCGUCUGCGCAGAGUAAAGUGAAGAUUGAGGUUAAGGACGAAAUUCCGGAUAAUGAGGUUCAUGUGGCUCGAGAUCGGCUCAAAGGGGCUCUUAAGGAGCUUUUGCAUCACAGCGAUACGGCUUCGUCCGCAGAGUCCAGCGACGAAAGCCCGCCACCAGAGUACAAACAGUUGGCUAAAAGAGUUCAGAAGCCGACCUAUCCAUCACCAAAGCCAAAGAUUCGUCGUCGUCGACAAAUGCCCACUGACCAACUGUUCCAUCACACCUAUGUCAUGAAGCUAUUCGAUAGGAGUGUUGAUUUAGCACAAUUCCGGGAAGAUACUCCAUUGUAUCCAAUUUGUCGCGCAUGGAUGGCCAAUCAACCCCGAAAUCCCAAUCUCGUGCCAAAAGUUCGGAGUCCUAGUCCGGAGAUUGUGAAUGAAGUGCACUCAGAUAAUCUCCUCCACGACGAAAACGGGGAGCUCCGUGAUGUGUACAAUUUACCAGCCCCUCUGCAGCGCCAGGAAGUCUUCCCCAGGAAUCGAGUUCCAUCGCCUAUUCCUUUCCCAAAAGAGAAACUCAGUCUGGAUUACGAUGGACAAGUCCUGAAAUCUCGUGAAACCCUCAUGAAGGAGCACAGAAUGCACUGGGGUCAGGUCAAAAGGAAAUGGCACCAGCAGACUCACAAGAAUGAACAGCGAUUUGCAAAGAGCGCCUUCAUCCUCAGUACGAUAUUCAAAAGGGCCCAAUCUGAAUUCGAAUAAUUCAUUGACGAAAAGACGUUGACUAUUAUAAUUAUAAAAUCACAAUUCAAUGAUUGACGAGUCCUCGGAUGAAAUAUGAUUGUUGUCGCGAGAGAAACCAGGACCACAGAUGACUUUUCAUGACAAUUUCCCCGAUGUUUUUUUUUUCCACUAAUAAUUCACUAACAAUUCAUCUCAAUAGAAAACUACGAAAUGAAUAACACCUUCAUUUCCCCCAAUUCAGAUGUUUUUUUCUUCAAAUUAAUUUAUUUCAAAUAUAAAACAGUUCACGAAAAGCA
This is a messenger RNA of Diachasma alloeum, 1150 nucleotides long. RefSeq names its product protein lin-37 homolog (gene mip40). Gene Ontology annotation, cellular component: Myb complex; transcription repressor complex. The record is from RefSeq and is a predicted model, not a curated record. Lineage: Eukaryota; Metazoa; Arthropoda; Insecta; Hymenoptera; Braconidae. The transcript has 7 exons. Gene Ontology annotation, biological process: negative regulation of transcription by RNA polymerase II. The coding region runs from base 105 to 872 and encodes 255 amino acids.